Styela clava is the source of this 2580-nucleotide messenger RNA. RefSeq lists its product as uncharacterized. NCBI's taxonomy places the organism in Eukaryota, Metazoa, Chordata, Ascidiacea, Stolidobranchia, Styelidae. Gene Ontology annotation, molecular function: DNA binding; DNA-binding transcription factor activity, RNA polymerase II-specific. The record is from RefSeq and is a predicted model, not a curated record. Gene Ontology annotation, biological process: regulation of DNA-templated transcription.
GUAAAUACCCCGGACAAUUUACGGCUCAAAAUGUGUAAGGCAGUUCCAUAAAAUUGUGAGUUAGGAGUAUGAAAUAAAAUUGUUACGCGGCGUACUUAACCUAAUGAUUUAUUUUGUCAAUUUUUAGUGAAUAGAUUUUGUUCAAAUUUUUUUUCCAUAAAUAGCAAAAGAAUGCAUCCAAGCGACCAUAAAACCUCAGAUAUUAUAGGAAGUUCUUCGCCUCUCAAUAGUGAAAAUAUCACCAAUAUCUCAAUCAAAUCUGAUGAGUCUAAAGAAGACACACAAGAAAGUGCAGAAAUAAAAGGUGAAUAUAAAACCGAAAUUAAUCGGAAAAGAGAAUCUUCCUCGUCUUGUGAAAAAAGUGUGGAAGAAGAAAUGUCUCCGAAUCGUCAAAAAGCGCGAAAAUUUGACGGAUUUUCGAUUGAAAGUAUAUUGCAAGCUCAUGUUCUUAACGAAAAACCACAAAGCCAAAAAUAUUCCGUUGAUUCCGUUUUAACCCAAAGCCGAGAGGACAGGGUAAGAGAAUGGGCUUUGCAAGCGGCGAGACAUGCAUACGACAAGCAAAUCGCCGCGAUUUUGCUCUCAAGGUACGGCGCAUUGGCAUCGGCCAGCAAAGACCAUGAAACUCCGAUGCUAUGGGAACACCGAAAUAUCAAAAAUACCUACACUCCGAAGAGUUUUUCGUUCGCAGCCAAGGCAUCUAGUCACGAAUCAAUUCCUACAUCCGAAGCAACAGAAAGUAUUGCUGCUAGUUGCUCUGCUAUUAAAUCGCCACCAAUACCACCAAUUACUUCAACGCCAACAAGCCAACCAAAUCCAUUUUCAGCUAUUGAUGAAUAUCGAGAAGUCUGUCAGAGAAACUUAACCACGGGGAAUCUUCGACCUCCAUUUCAGACCCUUGGAAGCUCAAAAGGGAUUUAUUCAUCUCAUACAUCUCCAAACAACAACUUAUGGAAGCCAACCCCAAUAUCACCGAACAAUCAGCUUGCAGAAAUGUUGCAUUUAUCCGCUUUAAUUUCUGGAAAAAAUAAAGGACUGAUGCAUAAUGGAGACGCUUCCCUAGAACGAAGGGCCUCUGCAUUCGCUUCAUGUGGAAACGAUUUACAAGAUUCCGCGAGAAAUAAGUUUCAACCAUUUGUUCGCAAAACUCAAGUUACUGAAGAAAAUAGUUCAGAUUGUGACUCAAAAAUGUAUGACUAUUUCAUGAAAAACAACAAUAAAGGAGAAAGUUGCUCUGAAGAUGAAAGAAAAUCUUCUUAUCACAACGAAAGAAAUAGAGCACCUUACUACUCGUCAGCGCAGUCGAAAACUAAGAAGCCUCGUAAAGCUAGAACAGCUUUCACCGAUGAUCAACUUACGCAGUUGGAGAAGAGUUUUGAGAGACACAAGUAUCUCUCGGUGCAAGAUAGGAUGGAAUUGGCACAGCGGCUGUCUCUAACAGACACUCAAGUGAAAACAUGGUAUCAAAACAGAAGAACAAAAUGGAAACGUCAAACAGCCGUUGGUUUAGAAUUGUUGGCAGAAACGGGAAAUUACGCUGCGUUGGAACGCAUUUUUCCACAUCCCCAUUUGCUGCUACAACAAGGUGUUCCGAAUCUACCAAAUGCGAUUCCUGCUUUUCCAUAUUCAUACCAAGCUUUGAAUGGUGCACCGAAUCCCGCAAUGUUACCUCUGUUGUGCCAGUUAUAUGGUAUGCAAGGCAGUAGCACAAAUCCUUCAAAAUCACCAAUAUCUCCUAUUCAUCCUUCUGCAACAAUGAACCACAGCUCAAACCAAAAAAAUCAGUUUUUAUCUGAAGUAUCACCAGAAGUGAACUGAGGACUCGUCGCGAACAGUCUACAGCCAUCAUGCUCAAUUUUAACAGAAAAGCGUUCUGCAAGAAAAUAAAGAUUUUUUCCAUUUCAAGUUCAAUCAGAUAUAUUGAUGGCAUGCAUACUUUAAAAUAGACAUUUCUGUCCCAAUAUCAAUGUAGUAUAACAUUUAAUUUCUACCAUGGUCUCUGACACUUAAUGUAGUUUCAACCGUAGUUAUGCAAACAACCUGUCAUAUUAUUCCAUAUGGUUUUGCUUAUUGCAAAUUUUAAUUUAUUCGGCAAAACACUGAAAAACUUUCGCCAAGUUACUGAUUUUGUAGAUCGAGAUCACCAUCGAGUCGAAAUUUUUGAUAUUGAGCUAUUAAUAAAAACCAUACUAUCACCUUUUUUAUCAUUCAUAAACAUUACUCUGAGAGAUUCAAAUGUUUAAAACCUUUUACUAAAUAAUUUAGUUCAGAAUCGUAUCUUAUUCGAUUGUCAUCAACUGCUUAACAUUUUAAGUUUGUAAAUAAAAUGAAGUUUGAUGAAUUUUGCUUUUGUCGGGUGUCGAAACAAGCUUUUAGUUUCGGUAAUCUGCAACGUGCGAGCAAUUUCAAUCUCAUUGUGUCGCGAAAUAUCAAUACCCGAGUGCCACUGUCAUAUCACUGGAACUAGCUACUGUAGCUAGCAAGAUUUUGUUGAAAAAUACACAAUGUUAUAAAAGCUUGUCUCUUUCUCACUGAAUUCGUUUGAAGUCGGUAUGACACUAAUCUUAAAUAGCAGUUUUC